Messenger RNA from Synchiropus splendidus (mandarinfish), 3525 nucleotides. RefSeq names its product ash2 like, histone lysine methyltransferase complex subunit (gene ash2l). The record is from RefSeq and is a predicted model, not a curated record. Bases 12 to 1796 code for a protein of 594 amino acids. NCBI's taxonomy places the organism in Eukaryota, Metazoa, Chordata, Actinopteri, Syngnathiformes, Callionymidae. Gene Ontology annotation, molecular function: transcription cis-regulatory region binding; protein binding. The transcript has 17 exons. Gene Ontology annotation, cellular component: Set1C/COMPASS complex.
CUAUUUCAAACAUGGCGUCCGAAGCUGAGGCGGGCAACACAACGGCGACAGAAGUGGACGCCGGUAGAGGGGAUGCUCCAUUCAGUGAAACUCCCUCCAACAUCGAUACUGAAUCCUCCAACGGUAAAGAGGCCAUGGAGACAGGGGGUGAUGGAUCGGAGGUGGCUGAGACCUUGACAGGGUCAGGGGAUGAGGAGUCUGGGCGGCAGCUGGGUGAGGUGGAGCUGCAGUGCGCUCUCUGCACCAAGUGGUUCACCGCGGACACCUUUGGCAUCGACACAGCAACGUGUCUUCCAUUCAUGACAAACUACGUGUUCCACUGCAACGUGUGCCACCAUAGCGGGAACACAUACUUCCUGAGAAAACAGGCCAAUCUGAAGGAAAUGUGUCUCACUGCUCUGGCCAACCUGACAUGGAGGUCUAGAACUCAAGAAGAACAUCCAAAGACCAUGUUCUCCAAAGAUAAGGACAUAAUCCCUUUCAUCGACAAAUACUGGGAGUGCAUGACGACCCGCCAGAGACCGGGCAAGCUCACGUGGCCCAACAACAUUGUCAAGACAAUGAGUAAAGAACGAGACGUUUUCCUGGUAAAGGAGCAUCCGGAUCCUGGGAGCAAAGACGUGGAGGAGGAGUUCCCCAAGUUUGGCCUCCUGGACCAGGAGCUGGGGAGCAUUGGACCAUCUUAUGAUGCACAGAAGCAGUCCACUGCUGCGCCCUCUGCUGGAGGCCUGAAUGGUGGAUCUGCCUUCUCAGCAGGGGCUCUGGCUCCAGGUCCAGGAAAAGGACGAGGAGCUAAGCGCAAACAGCAGCAGCAGCAAGAGGGCGCCGCCACCGGAGCCGCCAAGAGAACUCGCAGUGACCCGCUCUUCUCAGCUCAGCGUCUGCCCCCUCAUGGUUACCCCCUGGAGCACCCCUUCAACAAGGAUGGAUACCGCUACAUCCUGGCAGAACCGGACCCACACGCUCCGGACCCCGAGAAGCUGGAACUAGACUGCUGGGCUGGGAAACCCAUCCCGGGUGACCUGUACCGGUCCUGCCUGUACGAGCGAGUGCUGCUGGCUUUGCACGACCGAGCCCCUCAGCUGAAGAUCUCUGACGACAGACUGACGGUGACAGGGGAGAAGGGCUACUCCAUGGUCCGCGCCUCACACGGGGUCCGCAAAGGAAGCUGGUUCUUCGAAGUGACUGUGGACGAAAUGCCUCCGGACACAGCGGCCCGCCUGGGCUGGUCCCAACCCCUCGGGAACCUACAGGCGCCGCUUGGGUACGACAAGUUCAGCUACUCGUGGAGAAGCAAGAAAGGAACACGCUUCCAUCAGUCCAUUGGAAAACAUUACUCAGCAGGUUAUGGUCAAGGAGACACUCUGGGCUUCUACAUCGAGCUCCCCGACGACACAGAGACUGCUAGGGCACUACCUGACACAUACAAGGACAAGGCGCUGAUCAAGUUCAAAAGCUACCUGUACUUUGAGGAGAAGGACUAUGUGGACAAGGCUGAGAAGAACCUGAAGCCCAUGAGUCCCAGUCAGAUGAUCUUCUACAAGAACGGGGUCAGCCAGGGCAUGGCCUACGAGAACCUCUUCGAAGGACUCUACUUCCCGGCCAUUUCACUGUACAAGAGCUGCACGGUGUCGGUCAACUUCGGACCUCACUUCAAACACCCCCCCAAGGACGUCAAGUUCCAGCCGAUGAGCGACAUGGGGUGGGGCGCCGUCAUCGAGCACUCGCUGGCCGACAUCUUGUACCACGUGGAGACGGACGUGGACGGACGCCGCAGCCCGCCAUGGGAGGGAUGAGCGCCGCAUGCACACUCUGUUGGCUGGUUUGAUCAGCCAUAAAAUCUCAACUAGUUUUAGUAGAAAUUUGAGCUGAAAAACAUUGGCCCUAUCUGUCGGGGCUUUUUCUAAUUUUAUUUGUUUUCUACCUUCACAGUAAAUAAAGUGCUGCACACUUUUCAGAAACAAGACAUAAACUGGCAACUUUGUUACAAAACAUUUCUCUCGUACUCGGGUCUCGUACAUGCGUGGGGCGGUUUCCAAGGGCACGGGCGGUUGAUCGGUCAGAGGGUGGAGCCGAUCAGUCCAGCCCCCAGGUACGUGUGGUCAGGCAGCAAAAGCUCCUCGUCCGGCGCCUCUGGAGAGCUGUGCUGUGGACGAGGAGAGGACGGUCGAGCAAUUGGUACCACGCACUCCCACAAACAUCUACACUAGCGCUCUGUCGUGUCUGUGAGUGGACGCCCUCUAGGGCUCCAUCUAGUGGUUUAUUCGUUAAAUAAUUCUAAAUAUGUUCUACAUUUUUGUAUGGAUAAAUGAGUCAUGCUCAAACAUAGACACCAGAAAGGCUUGAAUAGAAAGUUAAGUUUCCAUUUUAGCUUCCUGUUGGCCCAUCGAGAGGCCUCAUGUGGUUUUACUUUGCUGUCUUUGAAUAUGUUGUUUUGAGGAUCAGCUGAGUGUCACGCACACUGUCCUCACUGACUCUCUCUCUCACACACGCACACACACACACACUCGUACAGAUCGCUCUUACGUGUCUGCGGAAGAUUCGGUCCAGCAAGGAUUUCGGGCUUCGUUUCUCUGGCACCUGGGUCCAGUCCAGGUCAGCGGGUCGAGACCCCUUUGGUCCAAAUAUGUUGAGCUCUCUGAAGCAGCCUGUCUCAAUGAGCUGCAGAGUCGAGGGCCCUGAUGUUACAGCCGUGGCGAGGGGAGAUGAUGGGUGUGUGUGUGGAGUACCUCAUUCUGCCAGGUGAUGGGAACGCUACCGGUGUUGAACUGAGCGUAGAAGUUGAAGUCAGUCUGGUCCAGCGUGAUCCCCUUCACAGACGAGAAUUCCUCAAUGUCUUGCACAUCAUUGCAGUACACCUGUUUCGGCUGCAGGGGGAGAGAUGAAGCUCUUGAACUGCGUUGGCCCCUCUGACCGGUCUGGGGGCUCUAGGUUAAAGUACUUGCAUCGGGCGUGAACGGCGGCUCCACCAGUCCAGCCUCCAGCAUCCGGAAGUUGAUCUUCUUGAAGAAGCGGUGCGACUGGACCGCGGUGCCACCAGCGCUGCCACAGCCCAGUCUCCUGUGAGGGUCUUUGUUCAGCAGCUGCACCAGAGGACAUGAGUCACUGAGGGUCAGGAAGUCCCGGCAAGAGAGCAGGGACCCACCCGGCUGCAGAGGUCCCGCACGUCUAGGCUGAACUGCUUCCCGUAGUCCACCUGCUCCACCUGGAUCCUGCGCUCCAUCUCUGCAGGUACAGGGUGUUCUCCCCUGGACCUGAGGACGGGCUGCCCUGCCGUCAUCUCGUAGAUGAGGCACCCCAGUCCCCACCAAUCUGCGCUUGUGCCGUAUUGUUUGUGACCUAUGACCUCUGGAGCUGAAACGGGAAGCAGAAGUGUGACCUUUGACCUGGGCGUCCUCGGGCUGAUGGCGGGGACACUCACCCAUGUACCCGAGCGUUCCCCCACGUCCGUGCACCAGGCAGCCGUCCUGGAGCCGCACCGCCAGGCCCAAGUCUGAGAUGCGUAUGUGACCUACCGCAGGGGGA